Messenger RNA from Limulus polyphemus (Atlantic horseshoe crab), 2130 nucleotides. Its product is annotated as reversion-inducing cysteine-rich protein with Kazal motifs-like. The transcript is spliced from 17 exons. Gene Ontology annotation, molecular function: protein binding; metalloendopeptidase inhibitor activity. Gene Ontology annotation, biological process: extracellular matrix organization. Bases 106 to 2130 code for a protein of 674 amino acids. NCBI's taxonomy places the organism in Eukaryota, Metazoa, Arthropoda, Merostomata, Xiphosura, Limulidae. The record is from RefSeq and is a predicted model, not a curated record. Gene Ontology annotation, cellular component: plasma membrane.
AGUCUCGAAAACUAGAAACGAGGACGAACUUUUGCGAGUAUGGGGAAGUGUUAUUUUAGCCUGUUGGUACAGUGUAUGUGCAGAUAUGUCUGAUGUUCGUUCCUUAUGGAUGGAAUGGUAGCGGUCAUCGGCGUGAUCUUGCUGGCGGCCCUGGGAUCUCGGGUAUCGGCCUUAGCCCCUACCUGUUGUGUCCAGGUCACAGGUUCGUGCAGAAGAUCUUGUGAAGAGAUGUCACUAGUAGACAUUUCCACCAGUGAAGACAAACGACAAGAGCACCUCAUUAAUCUUAACCGUCUGUGUUCAAAGCUUUUGGUGGACUUUUGGAAGUGCAUGAACGAAACACUAGAAGAAGUGGAUCGUGGGGCAGAAUGGGUGGGGCGUCCAUGUUGCAGCCUCCCCCAGACAGCAAGCUGUCGACUAGCCUGUUUAAAGGCCAAGUCUCGUUUUGAGGUGUCUCAUACUUGUCGACAUAGUGACGAAAUCUCAUUUUACUUCUGUAUUGAUCGACAGGAAGUUGGAGAGUCCUGUUGUCAACAGUCUAGAAGACCAGAAUGCCGUAAAGCGUGUUGGGAAGUGUUUCGUUCUUCCAUGACUCCUAGCAAAGAGAUCAGAGAGGCAGUGUUUAAUCAAUGUGCACAGCACAGUCCUCAAGUGCUCCAUUGUGUUCGUAAUUAUACACACACCACACCUGCCGAUAACCCCACCCGAAAUCUUCACUGUUGUGAACAAUCCUCCAAUCGGCAAUGCCGUGUCAUCUGUCGCGAAGUCCUACGUACUCAGACUACUGACCAAGAGAUAAUUGAUAGUCUAAUACAAGGAGGUUGUGGACCUCCUCUACCUCAUGAUGAGUUGUGGCAAUGUUUUCUGGCGAACGCUGAUUCCUCUAAGUCUGCGCUGGUUCCGAGAGUAGAUCACACCGGAUUGGACAGUGCCAAGCUACAGUGCUGCUAUCGUGCGGUGACCUUGACGUGUCAAAGAUUGUGUCUGAAGACGUUUUCCAACGAAUGGGCAACAACUUGGGAUGAAUUCCACCGAGUAUGCCAAUAUAAACCAGCAGAAGCAGAUAUGUUACACUGUCUGGCAGAUGCGGAAGAACCCUGUGAGCUAGGUUGUGAAGGGCUCAGCUAUUGUACCAACUUUAACUACCGUCCUAUCCAACUGUUUCGCAGCUGCGAAGUAAGAGCAGAUCGUGCCGCACGCAGUGACGUAGAACUAUGGAGAGCAGGAGUUAUUCAUUUGCCCGUGAUGGAUGUCCCCGUGUUAGAUAUUAGCACAUGUUAUCCAGAGACCUGGAAAACAAUUGCUUGUGUGUUACAGAUCAAACCUUGCCACCAGAGAUCGCACGCUAACAUGAUUUGCAAAUCUGACUGUAUUGACAUUUUGAGUAAGUGUGUGGAUUACAGUCGACUUCCAGCUGGCCAAACCCCAACAACACUUUGUGAGGUUCUUUCACCACCAGGGGAGGAUCCCCCUUGUGUGUCUUUAAAACCGUACUUAGAAGAAAGUAUUCACGUAAGAGUAGCAGCGGAAGUGACGCAUCCUUGUACAUCCAGGGCAUGUAAUGGAACUGAUGUUUGUGUUGUGAACCGUGAAUGCUCUCAUGGUCAGCCUUGUUUUCCUCAUAAGUGCCUUAGCGGUUGUAAAUUGGGAGAGAUGUCUCAUCUCGUUGUUCCUAAAGGAUCCUACGUUCGAAUUCCAGAAGUAUCCCACGAAUAUCAUUGCCAGAAAGAGCAACAGAUUUGCCGUUGUUCCUCCUUGGGAAAACUAGAAGCGUGUGUCAACCUACCUUGUGUGAACCAGAAAAACUGCUGGUUGAAAGGAGACAAGAUACCUCACAAUUCACACUUUUACAUCGACUGUAACAAAUGUAUUUGUUUCUCUGGUGAAAUUGUGUGUUCCCAACGGUCAUGUCCGGAUAACACCGAGAUGAAACAAUCGACAUACAUGAGCACUGGUUUGCCGUGUAGCUGCCCCAACCAUUACGUCCCAGUGUGUGGAAUUAACGGCAAGACGUACCCAAGUGCUUGUUUGGCGAGAUGUGCUGGCCUUCGAGACAAACAGUUUGAUUUUGGUGGUUGUUCUUCUGAAGAUCCAUGCAAACCCAACCCUUGCCAUCAUCAUCAGAAGUAA